UUCAAAGCCAAUUCAUUGAGAAUCAAAAGAAUCUUCUCUCUCUCUCUCUCCAAGAGAUUCUCUCUGUCUCUGUCAAUGGCGCUUCGCAGGACCCUCACAAAGCGUAUCAUCGACGGUUACAGAUCUGCCGGAUCUUCGCUGGCGACUCCAGAGCAUUUCUCGCCGGCGAAAUCGAAGAUCCAACGAGAGCACCUGACAUCGCCGGAAAAUGGCCAGAGCAGAGGAUUUCUCCGGCGGUUCCUCCACCGUCCUGUGGCGGCGAAUGUCUCGGAUUUUCUCUCUCUUCCUGUGGGUGAGCGACUGAGGGAGAGACUCACGGGUCUCGACUCCGACAGAAACCGGAUCCGACGGCAGAUCGAAGCCUUGACUCUGCCUCCUCCGCCUCCGCCGUCGAUGUCGUCGGAAAAUGAGAUUCCGGAGACCGGAGACACCGUGAGCGGUAGUGGACUGACGGUGAGUGAGACGAAGAAGCUGUUGAGGAUGUAUCAGGUGGAGAAGAUGAAGGCGAGGCUGAGGGAGAUUCCGAAGAGCUCUGUAACGUAUUGGGAGUUUGUUCAAAUCUGUAGCCAGGGCUGUGGGAGCGACGAACAGGGAUUAGAAUUGGCCAAGUCCUUGGACGAUUCAGGAAACGUCAUCGUUUUAGGAGACCUCGUGUUUCUCCGACCAGAGCAGAUGGCCAAGUCCAUGGAAGCAUUGAUCAACCAAACAUCAACUCUCCCCAACGAUCCAAGGAAAGAGGAGCUAAUCCAGCUCGAGAAAACGAAGAACAUGAUCGAUUCGAAAGCCCGAGGGAGAGUGCAGAUGGAAUUAUACUGCGGAUUGGGCCUCCUGGCGGCACAAACCGUAGGAUUCAUGCGUCUGACGUUCUGGGAACUGAGCUGGGACGUGAUGGAGCCCAUAUGCUUCUUCGUCGCGUCCAUCCAUUUCUUACUUGGGUACGUCUUUUUCCUCAGGACCUCCACAGAGCCCUCCUUCGAAGGAUUUUUCCGACGGCGGUUUGGGGUGAAACAAAAGAAGCUCAUGGAGAUUCAUGGCUUCGAUCUCAAUCGGUACAAUGAGUUGAAGACAUUGUUUUCACCCUCGUCCUCGUGUGCUUCUCAUGUAUGAACAUUCGGAAUUUCGGGUUUACGGAAAUACUAAGUUUAGGCAGUGUAGGAUUGGGAGAAAAAACAAUGGACCCAACGCGGUGGAGUGAUCUGAUCGAUGAAAUUGGAUAAAGUUCCACGGUUGGCCUUUAACGUGUCUUGCUCGGAAGAUGAAUGAACUCUGUUUUCCUCUUUGUUGAGGUUUUGCUUUGUAAUGAUCUAAAACGAAGCUUUUCAGAGGGUUUUUUUCCCCA
Tarenaya hassleriana is the source of this 1339-nucleotide messenger RNA. Its product is annotated as calcium uniporter protein 4, mitochondrial. The transcript is spliced from 2 exons. Gene Ontology annotation, cellular component: mitochondrial inner membrane; uniplex complex. The record is from RefSeq and is a predicted model, not a curated record. NCBI's taxonomy places the organism in Eukaryota, Viridiplantae, Streptophyta, Magnoliopsida, Brassicales, Cleomaceae. Gene Ontology annotation, biological process: mitochondrial calcium ion homeostasis; calcium import into the mitochondrion. Gene Ontology annotation, molecular function: uniporter activity; calcium channel activity. Bases 76 to 1107 code for a protein of 343 amino acids.